Messenger RNA from Closterium sp. Naga37s-1, 990 nucleotides. Lineage: Eukaryota; Viridiplantae; Streptophyta; Zygnematophyceae; Desmidiales; Closteriaceae. The record is from the annotation of a GenBank genome assembly.
AUGCGGGCAGCAGCGGCGGCAGCAGAGGGGAUGGAUGGGGAGGCGCGGCUGUCGACGGAGGAGGCGCAGAUCCGCUUGGAGGUGAUGAUUGAGGACCCGCGCGAGGUGGAGCGGCGGCGGCAGAUGGGCAUCGAGAAUGAAAUCGGUGCCCUCCCCAACCUUUCCCCCUCUAGUCCCCCCCUCCCUUUCCCCUCUCCCCUCCCUUCCUCAACCCCCACCUGCCCCUGCAGACUGCAGCGUCCGUUUGGUGCUUGUUUUAAGACAGCUAUGAACAUUUCCCUUUUUGCCCUCCCCUACGCUGCUCCCUCACCUCUCUCCCCCGCCUUCCCCUCCACCCCUCUCCCCCACCCUUCUCUCCCUACCCCUCUCCCCCACCCUUCUCUCCCUACCCUUCUCCCCCACCCUGUCAUUUCUCCCCACUCUGUCAUUUCUCCCCACCCUGGCAUUUCUCCCCACCCUGUCAUUUCUCCCCACUCUGUCAUUUCUCCCCACCCUGUCAUUUCUCCCCACCCUGUCAUUUCUCCCCACCCUGUCAUUUCUCCCCACCCUGUCAUUUCUCCCCAUCCUGUCAUUUCUCCCCACCUUGUCAUUUCUCCCCACUCUGUCAUUUCUCCCCACCCUGUCAUUUCUCCCCACCCUGUCAUUUCUCCCCACCCUGUCAUUUCUCCCCACCCUUUCAUUUCUCCCCACCCUGCUACCCUGCUAUUUCUCCCCUCCUUGUCAUUCCCUCCCCCCCCCCCCUGUCAUUUCUCCCCUCCCUGCUCCUCUCUUUCCUUCCCCCCUGCUAACCUUGUGUUUACGCCCGGCUCAGUCUUUCUUUUCCCCUUCUUACCCUUAGUUCCUCCCUCCUCACUCUUUUCUUUUCCCCAUGCUCUUUCUCUCACCAUCCUUGUCCCUAUGCCACUCGUUAUCUCACAAUCUGUUUAUGCUCCCCUGUCUGCUCAUUCACACCUUCCCUCUCCCUUAAGUGGUGCAGGUUGUCGAGCAUGA